AUGUUCGACCAUGAUGUGCUGAUAAUUGGCGCGGGGCUCGCAGGAAUGCGCGCCGCACUCUCUGCUGUGGAAGCUGGCGCUGAUGUGGCAGUCGUGAGCAAGGUGCAUCCCGUUCGCAGUCACUCGAACGCGGCGCAGGGCGGCAUUAACGCGGCACUUACCGACAGGGGAGACGACUGGCGGGAGCAUGCCUACGACACCAUCAAGGGCAGCGACUAUCUCGGCGAUCAGGACGCAAUUUCAAUAAUGUGCCAGGAGGCUGGUAGCGAAGUAAUUUCCAUGGAGCACAUGGGAGUUAUCUUCAACCGUGACGAAGAAGGACGCCUGGGUACAAGGGCGUUCGGGGGGCAGCGGCAGGCGCGAACGUUCUUUGUAUCGGACUUCACCGGCCAGGCAUUGCUGCAUGUGCUGUACGAACAGGUUAUGAAGGCGGGUGUCCGCAUCUAUGAGGAGUGGUUUCUGCUUUCUCUCAUCGUGGAGGACGGCGAGUGCGCGGGCGCAGUCAUCAUGGAGAUUCGCAGCGGCGAAAUCCAUGUGGUUCGCUCCAAGACGGUCAUAAUGGCGUCCGGCGGGCUCGGGCGUGUCUUCGAGCCGAGUACCAACGCUCUUAUCUGCACCGGCGACGGCAUGUCGGCCGCGUACCAGGUUGGCGCAUCGCUUAUGGACAUGGAGAUGGUGCAGUACCAUCCGACAACGCUCAAAGGGAGCGGCGUGCUCAUCACUGAGGGAGCACGGGGCGAGGGCGCAUACCUGCUCAACUCCGAGGGCGAGAGAUUCAUGGAGAGGUAUGCACCAAAUAUGAUGGAGCUUGCCUCCCGCGAUGUCGUGUCUCGCGCGGAGCAGACGGAAAUCAACGCGGGCAGGGGCAUUGACGGCUGCGUAUUGCUGGAUGUGCGGCAUCUUGGUGAGGCGGUCAUUAACGAGCGCCUGAGCCAGAUUCGCGAGAUCGGGCGCGACUUCGCCAAUGUUGACCUGCUGCAAGAACCGAUACCCAUACGGCCCGGAAUGCACUACCAGAUGGGCGGCAUCAAGACGGACGUUGAUGGGCAGACGGAGGUUCCGGGGCUGUACGCCGCGGGAGAGGCUGCUUGCGUAAGUGUUCAUGGGGGCAACAGGCUCGGCGCAAACUCGCUGCUCGAUACACUGGUGUUUGGCCGACGUUCCGGGGAGCAUGCUGCGCAGGUGUCGAAGUCGAAGUCGCACAGCGGCACAGUUACGGAUGCUUCUGCGGAGAGUGAUCGCAUCAAUAUUCAGCGACUGCUCGACAAUGACAACAGUGGUGAGAUGUUCGGCAAAGAUUCGGCGGGAAAUGGGUGA
Molecule: messenger RNA, 1317 nt
Organism: Geodia barretti
Lineage: Eukaryota; Metazoa; Porifera; Demospongiae; Tetractinellida; Geodiidae
Source: the annotation of a GenBank genome assembly